Molecule: messenger RNA, 764 nt
Organism: Hemicordylus capensis (graceful crag lizard)
Lineage: Eukaryota; Metazoa; Chordata; Lepidosauria; Squamata; Cordylidae
Gene: SREK1IP1
Product: SREK1 interacting protein 1
Exons: 5
Coding region: 142-612 (156 amino acids)
Molecular function (GO): zinc ion binding; nucleic acid binding
Source: RefSeq, a predicted model, not a curated record
CCAAUCUGAUGGUACAGUCCUCUGUGCUCCGUUCAAAGUGUUCCGGCGGAGAAGUAUCGCUCGCUGCUGCCGCUGAGAGCAGUCGGGCUAAAAAGUCGUCCGGGGUGGUGUCCGCUCCUUUGGAGAUUGGUCGGGGGCUGCAUGGCGUUGCCAGGUGGAAAUAAAGAUAUCAGGGCAGGGUGCAAGAAAUGUGGCUAUCCGGGUCAUCUCACAUUUGAAUGCCGAAACUUUCUCCGGGUGGACCCCAAAAGAGACAUUGUUCUAGAUGUCAGCAGUACAAGCAGUGAAGACAGUGAAGAGGAGGAGUUGGGAAAGCUGCAGACCGUUCCAGAGAAAACGACUAAUGCUGAAGAGGAGGAAAAGAAAAAGGCCAAAAAGAAAAGCCAUGAAAAAUCAAAAUUAAAGAAAGCAAGGAAAAGAUCUUGCUCAUCAAGUGUCACAGAAGAGGAUGAGCCCAAAUCAAAGAAACAGAAAUUCCACAAGAAGGAAAAGAAGAAGGAGAAAAAGAGUAAAUCCAAGAAAAGAAAACAUCACAAAAAAGGAAAGAAAAAACGGAAAAAGGGAAAAGAGUCUUCAUCUUCUGAUAGUUCAGACUCUUCUAGCAGUGACUGAGAAGCACAACUCGGGUGACUGAGAUUUGGCUUGGUUAUGAUUAUAAUUGCCAGUAAAAAAAUAUAUAUUUUUACCAAAAAAAACACCCCCACACCCUCCUUUAUUUAUAAAUGUCUCUUUCUUUUAUUAAACUAAAACUAUUUGUAAGUGUA